GACGCUGUCACUUUGACGACCUGUAAUCGGAGGCGGCGAGUUCCAUCUAGUGGGCGCUGCGCGAAAUGUUGACAGUGUACUUCGAAACGUCAAACAAAGCGGUUUCCAAGUUUAUUGGUGUAAUAUACGGCGAGAUAUAAACGAUUUCAAUGGAAACGGCAGAAAGUUGUGCUAAUUCUUCGCCAUCAACAGAUGAGGUCAAAACCGAACAGGUUACGUUCGAAAGCAGUCCCACCGCCGAUGUUCAGGCAGAACCCAUAGAUCUGACGUUUUCCAGACAAUAUUGCCGACCUACGCAAAAUGACGACAGGCAUUUGGUUUGUCGCCCCGCAUCGUCUAAAAUCGUUGGACCAAUUAGAACCAACGAUACGCGCGCGAUUCAGCACGACGUUCUCAGGACGGCCAAGUCGACGUUCUCGAAACGUACGCGCACUCUCUAUCGCUGGAUGUAUCCGAGCGCGCCGGAAUCGCAAAUCAAACAGGUAGUGGCGGGGAUGUGGGACCACUUGUCCCCCCAGGAAAGGGGAGUCUACGUCGCCCAAGUUACGGGAAAAUACAAUCAAUAUCCGGAAACUCUUAUGGUGAAUCCGCAGCUGGGCCACUUGCGGGAGUUGCCGCCUCCGCAGGCGGUGCGGCAGUUUUCCGGAAAAGCCCGCGAGCUGCAAAACGCCAUAUCGAGCAUCAGCGACCCCGACAAAACGGCACAUUGCCGCGUUUCUCCGUUUAAGAUGACCAGGCAGCGGAAUUUGCGAAAAAGGGGCGGGGCGAACGCGAGACUGAGCGACGCGAUCCUCGAUUUCACCAGGGGCUUUGAGAACGACCCCGAGCUAAGCGAGCAACUAGCUCGGUUCGCUUUAGUUAUUAAAAAUAAGAUUUGAUUAAGUGGU
Molecule: messenger RNA, 887 nt
Organism: Cylas formicarius (sweet potato weevil)
Lineage: Eukaryota; Metazoa; Arthropoda; Insecta; Coleoptera; Brentidae
Exons: 6
Coding region: 150-878 (242 amino acids)
Source: RefSeq, a predicted model, not a curated record